AGCCUGGCCUUUGCAUUAGGACACACAGACGAACGAAAGAGACACAUGCUUUUUUCUUUCCCAUAGUUAAAAGGAAUACAAAAGUAGCUUCUCUAUCUGUUAUAUGCAAGAAUCAGAAGACUCAGAAUGAACAAACCCAAAAUAGCCAGACCAGAGGAGAGCCAGCCAGCACAUGCACUGUGGUUUGACAGAAAGAAAUAUGUCACCAUCAACUUCAUGAUUCAGCGACCUAAAGAUGUCCAGGUUGACAUCCAGCCAGACAAAAUCAUUUUGUGCUGCAAGAAUGAGACAGAUGAUGUGUACUACAAUGAGCUGCACUUGUACGACAAAAUCCAGAUCCACGACUCCAGAGAAAGAGUCUACGACCGCACCAUCAAUUUCUUGCUAAGGAAGAUGAAACCUGAUUACGCAUGGCCUCGUCUCCAGAAAGAUCCAGCAAAGCCCAGCUGGAUUUCUGUGGACUUUGAUAACUGGAGGGACUGGGAGCAUGAAGAAGACGAGGGGAAGGAAGAGUACGACAGAUACGUGGAUAUGAUCCAGGAAAUGGCUGCCGGUAACAAAGGAGAAACACCGGACAUGGGUGAUCUCAGUGAUUCUGACUGAAACCUUCAACACUUCAUCACCUCUUUUGGCUAUAAAUGUGUAGCUUGGGAUACUGAAGACAAUGUUAUGUUUGCUGAAGCUUGAAAUUUUUUUCUGAAGAUUUGAUGUGUUAUUGUCCAAAAUGCUGCUUUUACGUGUAAUUUUCUAUGGCAUUAUUUACUGAGAUUGUCCACUGUACACUGGAUUGUCAUUUUAAUAAAAAUAUGUUUGUCAGUCA
Messenger RNA from Acanthochromis polyacanthus (spiny chromis), 820 nucleotides. It is a transcript of the gene ptges3l, whose product is annotated as prostaglandin E synthase 3 like. Gene Ontology annotation, biological process: protein folding; chaperone-mediated protein complex assembly. Gene Ontology annotation, cellular component: nucleus; cytosol. The transcript has 7 exons. NCBI's taxonomy places the organism in Eukaryota, Metazoa, Chordata, Actinopteri, Pomacentridae. The record is from RefSeq and is a predicted model, not a curated record. Gene Ontology annotation, molecular function: protein-folding chaperone binding; Hsp90 protein binding. The coding region runs from base 127 to 603 and encodes 158 amino acids.